Sinocyclocheilus anshuiensis is the source of this 6192-nucleotide messenger RNA. Its product is annotated as rap guanine nucleotide exchange factor 2-like. Gene Ontology annotation, biological process: Ras protein signal transduction. The transcript is spliced from 30 exons. NCBI's taxonomy places the organism in Eukaryota, Metazoa, Chordata, Actinopteri, Cypriniformes, Cyprinidae. Bases 776 to 5269 code for a protein of 1497 amino acids. The record is from RefSeq and is a predicted model, not a curated record. Gene Ontology annotation, cellular component: plasma membrane; apical plasma membrane. Gene Ontology annotation, molecular function: protein binding; guanyl-nucleotide exchange factor activity.
GAAGAAGAAGAAGAAGGGACGGUUUCUGGUUUUGUAACGCGCUUUGUUUUCCACUGGUAGCCGCUUUUGUGCCGCUCCACUAUCACAGCUCUAACUCAAAGUUUGGCUGAAUUGUUGUCCACUGGGGGCGCCAGAGUCCAGCCGUUACAUUUCUUGCUUCAACUCUUGUGAAUCACGGCGUUGUCACUGGUCCAGUUUCACCCCGCCCGUCCGUCUGGUGUCCGCCGCGCGGUCGCUAUGGACGCACGCUACUUUGUUAAACUACUCCAACUUGGAUUAUCGGACGUUUAGUGUCGGCUUUCGCCUUCGCCGCGACUGAAGAGACUCGCCAGACGCGGAGUGAUGAACAGCGACCCCGAAAAUACGCCUGUAUAUCCGUGAACCUCCAUCCGGACACAAGUCAAUGCUCAGACGUUUGUAGACGUCUUUAGUUGUUGUGUAGUUGUUUCAGUGAUGUUACUCGGCAAAACGUGAUUGUGUUACCCUAUAGUCUCUACGCUCUCUUAGGAAAGAUAGUAUUGAAUGCCAUAAACGUUUAACGGUGUAACGUUAAAUAUUGUCCUCUGUACGCCACUGCCAGGAUCUAACGUUACUGUUACCCGAGGUUUGAAUAGAACUCCAGCCCGGGGCUCGGAAACCGGCCCACUUCGGGACAUUUUUGCCUUUAAGGAACGCAUGGGGUUUUACAGACGAAGGCUCUGCUUAAACGAAGGAGUCGGAAGCGUUAGAGGAAAUGUUCGAGAUUUAAUAAAAGGAGAUCUUUUGUUACAUGUGAAUGCACGCGGACAGAAUGGCUUCAUAUGUGGACAAUAGUUUUCGGCACGCGAUUAUAAAGAAUCCUGCCGACAGGACGCAACAGGAUCUGCAGAUCGUGUACUCGUACCUCCAUGGCAUGGAAGCGCUGUCCAACUUAAGGGAACACCAGCUCAGGUUGAUGUGUGAGACAGUUCGAUAUGAACAGCAUGAAGCUAAUGAGGUUUUAUACUAUCCUGAUGACAUUGGGACCUGCUGGUAUAUCCUCCUGUCUGGCUCAGUCUUUAUAAAGGAAUCCAUGUUUCUGCCCCGCAGCAGUUUUGGUAAGCGUUCUGCGGGUAGUUUGCGUCGUGGUUGUGAGUGUAUCGUCCUUGAGGCUUCAGAAAUGAUUGUGGUGGACUACGUGGAUGACAACGAUGAGUAUUUCCAAAGACAAGCAUCUCAUCGGCAGUCCAGGAGAAGAUUCCGCAAGAUAAACCAGCGCGGAGAGCGACAGACUGUAAUUGAUACGGUCGAUCAUUAUCCAGUCAGCAAGCCCCCUCUGCCACCAGGAUACCACUCGGAAUGCUCCAAAUCCCAGCUUCCUGCCGACUUCUCAAAGCUUCACCCCUCUGACAGUUGCCACUCCCAUAUGACUUCCAGCCAAUCCCGUUCCAGCAUUGCUAGUGAUUCAGGAAGUAGCAGCCUAUCAGAUAUUUACCAGGCCACUGAAAGUGAAUCUGGAGACAUGGAUCUGAGUGGGCUUCCUGAAACAGCAGUGGACACGGACGAGGAUGAUGAUGAUGAAGACGUAGGGAGGGGAACGGACCCUCUUAUGAGUCGAGAUAUUGUGAGAGACUGUCUGGAGAAAGAUCCUAUGGACCGUACAGAUGAUGACAUUGAGCAGUUGCUGGAGUUUGUGCAGCAGCUUCCGGCAUUUGCCAGUCUGAGUGUUUCGGUGCGGAGGGAACUCUGUGCCGUCAUGGUGUUUGCGGUCGUGGAACGGGCCAGAACCAUUGUACUCAACCACGGUGAAGAGCUGGACUCAUGGUCAGUCAUUCUGAAUGGAGCAGUAGAGGUGAUCUAUCAAGGUGGCGGCAGUGAGAGUGUGUGUAUGGGUGGAAGUUUUGGUGUCUCCCCUUCUAUGGAGAAACAGCUGAUGACUGGAGUCAUGAGGACCAAAGUGGAUGAUUGUCAGUUUGUGUGUAUUGCGCAGCAGGACUACUGCUCCAUUCUGAAUCAGGUUGAGCAGAACACACAGCGAGUAGAGGAGGAAGGAGAAAUCGUCAUGGUAAAAGAACACCGAGAACUCGACCGGACGGGCACCCGCAAGGGACACAUUGUUGUCAAGGGUACUGCUGAGAGGCUGAUGCAGCACUUAGUGGAGGACCAUUUAGUUGUCGACCCCACAUAUAUUGAAGACUUCCUGUUGACCUAUCGUACCUUCCUGCCCAGUCCUUUGAUUUUGGGACAGAGACUUCUGGACUGGUUUAAUGACUCCAGUUUACGGGAUAAGGUAACCCGAGUUGUGUUGUUAUGGGUUAACAAUCACUUCAGUGACUUUGAAGGAGAUCCUGAUAUGACCAGUUUUUUGGAGGAGUUCCAGAGCAAUCUGGAAAGAGAGAAAAUGACAGGUCAGUUGCGGUUACUUAACAUAGCUUGUGCUGCUAAAGCCAAACCCAGAGUGAUUACUAUAAAUAGGCCUGCUCGAGAGAUGCCCCUCCCCUUCACACUCAUUGGAGGAGCUGAACGAGGAACGCGCCUCUUUAUCAGCAGCGUGGAAGUCGGUAGCAAAGCAGAAGAGGCGGGGCUUAAACGUGGAGACCAGAUAUUAGAGGUGAACGGGCAGACAUUCGAGAAUGUGCAGUUGUCCAAAGCAGUUGAAAUCCUCAGGAACAACACACAGCUCUGUAUGAGUGUCAAAACUAACCUCCUGGUCUUCAAGGAGUUGGUGGCCAGGGUGGCAGAGGAAAGGAAAAAUGGCAUUCCUCAUCUUCCAAAGAUUGGUGAUGGAAAGAAAAAUAGCCGUUAUUCUGUACCUGAACUUGGGGCUGAUUCUGAUGUAAUAGGUCAAGAAAAAGUCAGCAAGAAGGUCAAAGCACAUACAGUGGGCGGCCGAAACAAACUCAUGAAGAUUUUAGACAAGACACGCAUGAGCAUCCUACCUCAGAAACCUUACAGUGACCUCGGGUUAGGACAGACUCAGGAUGACAGCAUUGUGGGAUUACGGCAGAACAAACAGACUCCGCCCACUAUGGCAGUUAGUGGAAAUCUCUCAUCCAGUAACCCUGAUCUGGCCCAAGGCCAACAACGCAUCAUCGACUACAGUACACAGCCACCAGCACCUGGAUUUACUCAAUUACAAGACCAGGUGCUGCGUGUUUUCAAGGCAGACCAACAAAGUCGUUACUUCCUGAUCAAUAGGGACACCACAGCAAGAGAGGCAGCCAAUCAGGCGAUGCGAGAGUUUGGCUUGACCGCAAAUCCUGAAGCCUAUUCGCUCUGUGAGGUGUCAGUCACACAGGAGGGAGUUAUCAAACAGAGACGGCUACCUGAUCAGCUCUCUAAACUGGCCGACAGGAUACAGCUGAGUGCCAGGUACUAUCUGAAGAGCAACAUGGAGACCGAGGCGCUGUGUUCAGAUGUGGAGGCCCUGGAGAUGCAGCGGGAGUCUGUGGUCCCUUUGUUGUCCUUGAGCUGCAUGGAGAUAGCCAAUCAGCUGUCAGCACGCAACUAUCUGCUCUUCUCCGGCAUUGAACCGACGGAUUACAUCACUGACCUCUUCAAGCUCCACCCACAAGAGCCUCCCACCAACCUGCGCAACUUUGAGGAUCUUGUAAACCAGGAGACCUUCUGGGUCGCCACGGAGAUAGUACAGGAAACCAACCUGGCCAAAAGAGUGAAGAUCAUCAAGCACUUUAUAAAGAUUGCCCUUCACUGCCGUGACUGCAAGAACUUCAACUCUAUGUUUGCCAUAAUCAGUGGGUUCAAUCUAGCACCUGUCUCGCGGUUGCGAUCCACAUGGGAACGGUUGCCUGGAAAAUAUGAGAAGCUUUUGGCAGAAUUACAAGACGUUUUCGACCCUUCUCGCAACAUGGCCAAAUACCGCAACCUCCUCAACAAACACAACCUGCAGCCGCCGGUCAUCCCUCUGUUUCCUGUCAUUAAGAAAGACCUCACUUUCCUCCACGAGGGGAACAAAUCCAAGGUGGACGGUCUGGUGAAUUUUGAGAAGUUGAGGAUGAUUGCGCGAGAGGUCCGACACGUGGUUCGAAUGGCUUGCAUCACCAUGGACCCUGCAUUGCUUUUUAAAAUGAGGAAGAAAAAGUGGAGAAGUCUUGGGUCUCUAAGUCAGGUGAGCAGCUCUUCUCUCUCUGACAUCGGAACGAUGGGCGGGAAGAGGAAGGGGAGGCGGAGCUCUUUUCUCAGUGCUAAGAAGCUGUAUGAGGUGGAGAUGAUGAGCAGACGCGUGCGGCAGUACCUGGACACGCACACACACGAGAGCGAUGAGGACAAGCUCCACAAACUCUCUUUGCAGUGUGAGCCUGCCAACAGCUCCAUGCUGAAGAAUUCCGGCGAGAGGAGACGAGUGGAUGUAUCUCCUGUUGGUCAAAGAAGCACCACUCCACAGCAAACGAAUGGAAAUCAUGGUCGCAAGAAAUCACUUGGCAAAGAGUUACCACCAUUUGGUGCCCAGUCUCCUCAGUCUCUCCAUAAGAUUUUGUCUCUCUCAGAAGAGGGGCGGGACAGACAGCGAAAGCCGCCUGAGGACAGCCAGUCAAGUGCUUCAUCUCUGCUCUCCUCUCCACGCACCUCACCUCACAGCACACCUAGAAAAGGCCCACAGUUAGUGGUGAGUGACGCAUCGGAUCAGUUGAGUUUAAGCUCCUCCUCCUCUGACCUCAUCAUGGUUGAUCAACCCCAUACACUUGCAAACCCACUCAGCACGCGCAGAGCUGAACCUGACCAGAUAAGCCUGGGGUCCUACUCCUUGAUUCCGGAUCAGUGUGACCGUGCAUCACUGGACGCAGCAGACAGCGGCCGUGGCAGCUGGACUUCCUGCUCCAGUGGUUCCCAUGACAACAUCCAGAGCAUUCCACAGCGUGUGGGUUGUUAUGACAACCGCAGCUGGGAGACACUGUCAGAAGGGAUGGGACGUAGUCACAUGACAACACCUACUGGUUACUGGGGCGAUGAAUUGGAAGGAGACACUGGAACGAUAAAACGCAGAGGUGGAAAAGACGAGACUCCAAACACAAACAAGAACACUGCGAGUCGAAGAGAGGGACGUUUUAGAGAGCCGCCGCCCACACCACCUGGUUAUACUGCACUGUCAUUGGCUGAUGAAGACAGCCACAGUCAUGCGCAUGGGCGACGCCCACCAGACUACACGGCGGCUUUGCAGAGAUCUCGAUUCCUUAAAAGGUCAUGUGAUCCUCCUCCACCACACCCAUCCAGUAGGUUGCCAGCAUACAACUACUGCCAGUCACCACGACGACCACAACCGGAUGAAAGCGAGCAAAUAUCUGCAGUUUAAUAAGAGACACUUCGUAUCUCAUCGCAACAUCCAUAUAAGAGUUGAUAUGUAAACGUGGUCAUGGACUGAACUACAGCAAUGCGUUUGGGCCUUCCUGGAGAUCACUGUGAAAGAGGAGAGGAGCAGAGAAAAUGUUGGCACUUUUAACACAAGUUCUGCAAAACAAAGAAAAGAAGGAACAAAUAGACUAUUGCAUAAUAAAAACAUUUUAAGCGUAGAGUGAUGCGAGGUGUUGCACAUGAUGCAAUAUCAGUGUUACAAAACCAUAGAAAACAGUAUUAUUCCAUUUGAAGUUUUAAUCAGUAUGUCACGUGUUACAGAAAGUGUGUGUGUGUGUGUGUGUGUGUGUGUGUGUGAGAGAGGGAGUGCUGAAAUCAAUCACAGAAAGAGAGAUGAUGUUCUCUUCGGACACUUGAAGACAGAAAGAAAAGACUGAGCAGCCGCCUCUCACCAACCUCAAUGGUCUCAGACGUCUUCUCUGUGCUGAUAUCAGUGUUUAAUGUUACUCAAGAGUAUAUGAUCGUUGUAACAUGCCUUUUCUUAUCUGAUCGUGUUCCUAAAACUUUCCAGAUGUGCUCACAAGUUUCAGUUUGAAAAGAUUUUGUUUUGUAUUUUUAUUUCAUUUUAUCUGUCCAUACCAUUGUCUCCAACUAUCCAAGUGCAUGGCACAAAUCAUGAAUUGUUGCACAGAUUUUCAGAAGCUAGAGAUUGUAGUCAAGAAUAUAUAAAUUAUAGUUGUUACAUAGAUGAUCAGUAAAUAGUUACAACAGUAUAUUUUGCUUAGAAUGUCGUGUGUUUGUGAUAGUUCAAAAAUGUAUCCCUUAUAGCUCCUGUGUUUCUACCCAGCCAAAUCUAGAAGAAUCACAUGUAUUUCUACGUCUUUUACAAAGACACCUGGCAAAGUCUGUAACUACUUUUGUAUU